Messenger RNA from Colossoma macropomum (tambaqui), 4684 nucleotides. RefSeq names its product solute carrier family 17 member 6a (gene slc17a6a). Lineage: Eukaryota; Metazoa; Chordata; Actinopteri; Characiformes; Serrasalmidae. The record is from RefSeq and is a predicted model, not a curated record. The transcript has 12 exons. Gene Ontology annotation, molecular function: L-glutamate transmembrane transporter activity; neurotransmitter transmembrane transporter activity. Gene Ontology annotation, biological process: synaptic transmission, glutamatergic; monoatomic anion transport; neurotransmitter loading into synaptic vesicle. Gene Ontology annotation, cellular component: excitatory synapse; synaptic vesicle membrane. The coding region runs from base 344 to 2113 and encodes 589 amino acids.
CGACUCCGUUCAGCACAGAGAGCCGAGAACGUCCUGAGCGGGCGCACAGCUCAGGUGAUGUGGAGCUCUGAGUCAGAGUGAGGAUGGAGCAGCGCGGACUCACUGAACUCCAGACUCGGGGAAACUCACAGGACGAGGAGACCGUGUGUGAGUGAGUGAGUGAGUGUGUGUGUGUGUAGGCGUUUGUACGGAUCACACUCACGAGGGGAUUAAAUAACCAAAACAGGUUCCGCUCGGUCGAAGAAACCAUCCGGGCUGUUUCUGCACUCCAGGAAUAUGAAUCCCGCAGCUCACUGAGGCUGAAAUCUGACCCUAAAACACGAGCCGGGCGUCGAUUCUGGAGAUGGAGACGGUGAAAGAGAGAGUGCUCGGCCCCGGAAAGGCGGGACUGAAGAAUCUCGCGGGUAAAACCCUGGGCCACAUGCACAGGCUGAUGGAGAAGAAGCAGAAAGGAGGAGAGGAGCUGGAGCUGACGGAGGACGGGCGGCCCGCCGUGGUGAAGAAGAAGCGCGCGCCGCCCAUAGACUGCACGUGCUUCGGCCUCCCGCGCCGCUACAUCAUCGCCAUCAUGAGCGGCCUGGGCUUCUGCAUCUCCUUCGGCAUCCGCUGUAACCUGGGAGUGGCCAUCGUGGACAUGGUCAACAACAGCACCAUCCACAGGGGCGGGAAGAUCAUCAUCAAAGAGAAAGCGAAGUUUAACUGGGACCCGGAGACGGUGGGGAUGAUCCACGGCUCUUUCUUCUGGGGUUACAUCGUCACUCAGAUCCCGGGAGGAUACAUCUCCUCCAGACUGGCGGCCAACAGGGUGUUUGGUGCCGCCAUCCUACUGACGUCAACACUCAACAUGUUCAUCCCGUCAGCUGCGCGCGUGCACUACGGCUGCGUCAUCUUCGUCAGGAUUUUACAGGGACUCGUAGAGGGAGUGACCUAUCCAGCAUGUCAUGGUAUCUGGAGCAAGUGGGCUCCACCCUUAGAGAGAAGUCGUUUGGCAACCACUUCAUUCUGUGGUUCCUACGCUGGGGCUGUGGUGGCCAUGCCUUUGGCUGGAAUACUCGUGCAGUAUUCAGGCUGGUCCUCUGUCUUCUAUAUUUAUGGAAGUUUUGGUAUUGUCUGGUACAUGUUCUGGAUCCUGGUGUCUUAUGAGAGUCCAGCAGAUCACCCCACUAUUACAGACGAAGAGCGACUCUACAUAGAGGAGAGCAUUGGAGAGGGAGCAAAUCUGAUUGGAGCAACUGAGAAAUUCAAGACACCCUGGAGGAAGUUCUUCACCUCCAUGCCUGUCUAUGCAAUCAUCGUGGCCAACUUCUGCAGGAGCUGGACCUUCUACCUCCUGCUCAUCAGCCAGCCUGCAUACUUUGAGGAGGUGUUUGGCUUCGAGAUCAGUAAAGUUGGUGCUCUAUCUGCUCUGCCUCACCUGGUCAUGACCAUCAUAGUGCCCAUAGGGGGCCAGCUCGCCGACUUUCUGCGCAGCAAGAACAUCAUGUCCACCACUAACGUCAGGAAGAUCAUGAAUUGUGGAGGAUUUGGGAUGGAGGCUACAUUGCUACUCGUCGUUGGUUACUCCCACAGUAAAGGUGUAGCCAUCUCAUUCCUGGUGCUGGCAGUGGGUUUCAGCGGCUUUGCAAUAUCAGGUUUUAAUGUGAAUCACCUGGACAUCGCACCCAGGUAUGCCAGCAUACUGAUGGGCAUUUCCAAUGGUGUUGGAACACUGUCUGGCAUGGUUUGCCCUCUCAUAGUGGGUGCCAUGACCAAAAACAAGACUCGAGAAGAGUGGCAGAACGUGUUCCUGAUAGCCUCGCUGGUGCAUUAUGGUGGUGUGGUGUUCUAUGGGAUUUUCGCCUCAGGUGAGAAGCAGCCAUGGGCUGACCCAGAGGAGACCAGCGAGGAGAAGUGCGGCUUCAUCGAUGAAGACGAGCUCGCUGAGGAGACCGGUGACAUCACACUCAGUCAUGCUCCACUAGGGGCCCAGGGAGCCUUUGGGGGGCCCCCAAAAACAUACGGAGCCACAACUCAACUUAAUGGGGGAUGGGCAGAAGGAUGGGAGAAAAAAGAGGAGUACAUCCAGGAGGGAGUUGAGCAGGCCUAUGCUCAUGGUGGAGAUGGAUACUCUUAAAACACAAGGGAGGUUUACACAAAGGAAGAAGGUCACUACAGAACAGAACAGUAAAGGAAUUAAGUGGCUGUGGUGACAAAUCUGAAAAUGUAUCUGCAUAUAGUGUGCAGGAAGAAGGGAGACACAGGUAACUAUGAGGGGGGCUUGUCCAGACAAAUGAACAGAUUAAACAGGAGGAUAAUAGCUACUGCAUAAAUAGAGUUAGAAAAAAUAUGUAUGGAUAUAUGAAAUGAUAAUAUCAAAUCUAAAAUGUAUUUACUACUUAAAGAAAACAAAAUAGGUUGGAAACGAUCAAGCUGAAAUAUUUAAAGAGGGAAUGCAUCAAAGAGUAUAUGAAAUUGUUCGGUUAAAGAUGUAUGGUUUGUUAUAUAUAUGUAUAUGUGUGUACUAUUUAACAUUUUGUUAAGAUAUCGAACUAACCAAAAUCACUAUAUUAAAACAAUAAACUGAUGGGGAUUAUGUAAUAAAGUAUUCUAUAAUCACAAAAAUUCAUAUUGCAGCCAGGUUCCAGGCAAACCUUUCAAAAUCCAGGUGUUAUACAUAACAGUUCUGACAUGCACACCAAUAUUUUGAAUGCUGUAACACCUAGAUUUUUAAAUGGAGGUGUGGUUUACGAAUAUAGCAAUAUAUAUUUUUAAAUCUUACAAAAUGUUGCAUAGUAUAAGUCUAAAAGUCUCAGAAAAUCUAUAUAGAACUCAAAUCUGCUGUAUAGUUGAUCUUGCACUGGUCUUGUCUGUUUCUUUAGUUUGUUCAAGUUUAUUUCAAGGUAGUACAGUUUUGUUUGUUGUUGCUAAUAGACCAGAAUUGUAUAGAGCAGAGUGUUGACAAGCUAGUGCUUUUUGCCAUCCUUGGAUGUUCAGUCUCUGGUUUACAGAGCAGUUCUCAUUGACUUUGCAUAAAAUAGGCAACAUUGGGAUACCUAGACGUAUUAUACAAGCAUAAAAUACCUUAAAUUAAGCACUGUGUAUCAGCAUAAACAAAGAUGGUACACUAUAUCCUGGUCCACUUUUUUGGGGCCUAAUCUUAAAGGGAAAGGAAAAGUGUUAAAUGUUUAUAUGGUGAAUGUAACUUGAAACAAAGUUGAUUUUGUGCUAUUUCAGAAUGAAUUUAUAGUAUGAGAGCACAAAUUUACCAGAACAUACUUAAGUACCUGAAUGUCUGUAAAUCAAAAGAGAUGUAACAUAAUGAAGGAGCUGUAAAUGUUCAAAUGCCUGGCAGUUCUUUUAAGUCAGUUUUUGUAAACAUUAUGGCACAAACUAGCUAAUUUUGCAGCAUUUACAUCACAUAAGUACUACAAGGAUAAGAGCGUGAUACCAGUCUUGUAUUACCUUCCCAAUACAGUCAUGAACUUUAACUGAAACUGAGCCAGUGUUUAAGACACAGAUUCUGACCAUCAUAAACAGCUGUUUUGCCAACUUCUAAAAUAUUUUGAAUGCACUAACAAGUAUUUCUUCAAAAAAGUGAUUUCAUUCCUUGUGCGUGUGCGUGUGUUUAUAUAGAUCUGCUGUUUCUGUGAGGCUGUUGUGAAGUUGGGUUGGUGAUGUGUAUGCUUAUUGUUAUACAAAGGCCAUAAGUUUCAUAGACAGCACCGAGUCGAGGAGCUGUUCGAUUUUGAAGUGUAAUGACAUGUCAAACAGAGCAUGCUAUAUGUUGUUGAAUGCAAAUGUGUGGAAAAAGCCAAUGAAACCUUCAUCAGAAUGAAUUUGUAACUGUAACGUUUUCAACUGUCAUCGUUCAAAGUUGGUUUAAUAUGUUUGACUUUCUAACAAUGAUGGGCUUUUAGUCGAAUAUGUUUACUUGAUAUGCUGUCCAGCACAAGUCUACGAUUACAAGUCUAUGAAAAAAAAAAUCCUUGUUAACUGAAAAAAAUGCAUUGCAAUAACUUUAUGGUAAUGGUAACUGUCAUAGCACAUUUAGUAUAACGUAAUUCUUACUCGUGUCUUACUAGUUAUUCUCAGAGUGAUGUGAAGGAGUUGAAAAUCAGUGUAGGGAUGUCAAAGAAUGGCUUAAAUCAAACCUUUUGCCUUCAGGGGACUGAUCCUACAGCAUUUUGUGGGAAUCUGUUGCAGUUUUCGGAACAAGAGCCAUGGUUUCCUUCUCUAUAAACAGGCUAGCUGGUCAAUAUAUGUGGCACUAUGAAAUAGCCAAAGCCCUCUAUAUAUUGCUUUGGUUUCACCUUUUGCAAUCACUGAGACAAAAAGCAUUAAUGUACAUGUAAAAUAUUUCAGUAAAGAUACUCAGAAUAUAUACACAGAAUAUAUACACAAAUCAAAAAAACCUAUUCCUGGUUCCAUACCGAAGAAUGACGUAUAAAUGUGAAUCUUCUAUUGUUGUGUCAAAGAGUGAUUUAUUGAUGUCAAAAAAGUGUUAUACUGUACAAUCGCGCUUUAUCAUUUUAUAUAAAAAAUAGCAAAAACAAGACUAAAGUCUCUCCUUCUUUUCAUUUUCAAGACUUUAAGAUGGACCAAAUACAGACACACAUUUUCUACAUAUAUGUUGAUAUUCUUUACAGAAUGUAUUGGCAGUUUUUGCAUGAUUUAGUCAUUAAAACCUUAUGGUUCUGAUUUGAAA